AUUCCUCGGGACAGCACAAACGAUUGCUACGGUGUACCAUGGACAAGUAUAUGGAAGAGCGUUGUAUUGGGCGCGGUAGCUACGGCUGCGCUUACCUUGCCACGGAAGUCAAGACGGGCAAGCAGUACGUGGUGAAGAAGAUUCCGAUUGAACUCAUGACGGACAAGGAGAAGAAACAGGCGUUUGCUGAAGUCGAGCUCUUGUCCAGGUUGGACAACGAGUACGUCGUGCAGUACAAAGAGAAUUUUGUCGAAGGCACGGUAUUGCAUCUCGUGAUGGAGUACUGCGACGGUGGGGACUUGACCGCCCGCAUCAAGGAAAUGAAGGACUCGAACGGCGGGUACUUUCCACCCGACGUCGUCUUGACGUGGUUCGUGCAAAUGGCAGUCGCGAUCAAAUACCUCCACGAGCGUCAUAUUCUUCAUCGCGACCUGAAGACGAGCAACAUCUUCCUGACACGUCGAAACAUUGUGAAACUUGGGGACUUUGGGAUCGCCCGGACACUCGAAUCGACGAUGGACCACGCAAAGACCGUGGUCGGGACGCCGUACUACAUGAGUCCGGAGGUCUGCGAGAGCAAGCCUUACUCGUACGCGUCGGACGUGUGGGCUCUCGGUUGCGUUCUCUACGAAGUGUGCGCGUUGAAGCACGCAUUCGACGCCCCCAACAUACUCAUGCUCAUCGUGAAGAUCAUCCAGCACGAGUUUCCACCGUUGCCGCCGUGCUACCCCGCCGAGUUUACGUCCCUCCUCCAAGCGCUGCUGAAUAAGGACCCCGAGAAGCGCCCGUCGAUCGAUGCCAUUCUGCGAAUGCCCAUGCUUCAAGACAGCUUGCGCGCAAUGCAAAUGAGUGCGAUGGGCACCCCAGAUAUGCAAGCGGCCGACUCUGUGGACGAGACCGAUCUAUGCGAUGGCACGCGUAGCAACAUCAAGAAUGGUGGCCAAUGGACCGACCUGGUUCCCAUCGACGGCACAGUCGCGUUCGACUAUUUGUCGUCGAGUUUUCAACAAGACCAAGUUGCGACGGGAAUUCGACCGCCCACGCUAGUCCAGACGAGCCCCAAGAUGAUGGCGGGUGUGGCAGGGAAGGCUCGAGGAGGAGGAGACCGCAUGUGUUGGGUGGAAAGCGCUGGCUCUGAUGAGGUCGACGAAGUCCUGGAAGGGCCGAUUUCGCCCACGCCGUGCGAUGACGAGUUGAUCAAACCCAACUACGAGACGGCGUACUCGGAAGAGUGCUUUGACAGUAUCCACAUAGACUAUGGUCGCAAAGUCCGAGGUGGCCGGCGGAAGGCGCUGACUCUGGAUCAGCACAUGCCUUUGCCACCAUCCGGCAAACCCAGUACCCGCCAUGGCACACCCCAAACGCAUCCAAAGCACCACCCACCAGGGCGUGUGCAUGUGGCUGGCAAACCUCGUCUCCAAGUGGACGAGAGAUCGGCGAGUCGUUCGAGUUUCCAACUCCCCCCGCGCCAUCCCGAGUCCAUACGUCCACUCGUUCCAGUCAAGGUGGUCGUGAAGCCCAAAUCGUUCGUCUACCCUUUGUCGAGGCGAAAGUCGCCUGGUGUGGCCAUCUCGUUGUCGUCGCUGUCUCCGUCGUCAUCGAUCGGAGAGGAAGACGACAUCGGUCGCGAAGUCAUCGAGUCGGCCGAUGACAUGGAUGGUGGUCCGUACACGUCGAUGAGCGAGUGCGACGCAGAGGAGAACUUUUACAGCGACGACUCGGACUUUGACAACGAAGAUUUGACGUUGGACACAUCCGGGGAAGUGGACUUGGGAGUUGCUGGCGGCGUCGUUUUGAGUCCAACCGCGCUCCCCACACGUGGGCAGUCACCGCCCUUUGUCGAGCACGGCUACAGCGAUGAUUUCGACGACACUGAAGCCGAAGUGAUCGAGUACGACAACGACGAUGACUUUGCGACCCAUAAUGGCAGCAGCAGCAGCAGCAGCAGUGACGACGGGGAUGACGAAGGUGGGGACGACGCACGCACAGGUGCUGUUUGUGGGAACGAACGAAGGGGUCUUGUCGAAAGCUAUAGCUACGAUGAUGACGAUGACUUUCUCCAACCCGCGACCCCAUCCAAACCACCCACGGCACAUCCAUCGUUGACCGGCGACCUGCCAUUGCCGCCGAUGGCAUCCGUUGUUGCAGUUGGCCACCGCUAGCGUGCCCGCUAGCUUGAGUGAAUAGUAUUUGUUCGUACUGUGCGC
Molecule: messenger RNA, 2207 nt
Organism: Aphanomyces invadans
Lineage: Eukaryota; Oomycota; Saprolegniomycetes; Saprolegniales; Verrucalvaceae
Product: NEK protein kinase
Exons: 4
Coding region: 39-2162 (707 amino acids)
Biological process (GO): protein phosphorylation
Molecular function (GO): ATP binding; protein kinase activity
Source: RefSeq, a predicted model, not a curated record